Populus trichocarpa (black cottonwood) is the source of this 988-nucleotide messenger RNA. RefSeq names its product ras-related protein RABB1b. Gene Ontology annotation, molecular function: GTPase activity; GTP binding. Bases 125 to 760 code for a protein of 211 amino acids. Gene Ontology annotation, biological process: regulation of endocytosis. NCBI's taxonomy places the organism in Eukaryota, Viridiplantae, Streptophyta, Magnoliopsida, Malpighiales, Salicaceae. The record is from RefSeq and is a predicted model, not a curated record. The transcript has 6 exons. Gene Ontology annotation, cellular component: endosome.
GACACGCUCUCUUUUGUUUUCUUACCCAUUAUUAUUACUUAAUUAAUCAAUUUAGGUUACUUGAGACUCUGUGUUUCAAUUCUGAAAUAAAACUCUUUUUUCUAGACAGAAGAUCGAGACGACAAUGUCUUACGAUUACCUCUUCAAGUACAUAAUCAUCGGUGAUACAGGCGUAGGGAAGUCAUGCCUGCUCUUGCAAUUCACUGACAAAAGAUUCCAGCCUGUUCAUGAUCUCACCAUCGGUGUUGAAUUCGGAGCUCGCAUGGUCACCAUCGAUGCCCGCCCUAUUAAGCUUCAAAUUUGGGACACCGCUGGGCAAGAGUCCUUCAGAUCCAUCACUAGAUCUUACUACAGAGGAGCAGCCGGAGCACUUCUGGUUUAUGACAUUACCAGGAGAGAGACGUUUAAUCACCUAGCAAGCUGGCUGGAGGAUGCUCGGCAGCAUGCAAAUCCCAACAUGUCAAUUAUGCUUAUUGGGAACAAGUGUGAUCUUGCUCAUCGUAGGGCUGUUAGCAAAGAGGAAGGGGAACAGUUUGCAAAAGAAAAUGGACUUCUGUUCUUGGAGGCAUCUGCAAGAACAGCUCAAAAUGUUGAGGAGGCCUUCAUAGGGACUGCUGGAAAAAUCCUUCAGAAUAUCCAGGAAGGUGUGUUUGAUGUAUCCAAUGAGUCUUCAGGGAUCAAGGUUGGAUAUGGGCGCCCCCAAGGUGCAUCAGGUGCAAGGGAUGGAACUGUUGCUCAAAGAGGGGGGUGCUGCAGCUAAUUGAAACACAAAUAGAACCUGUUUAUUUGUUCUUGUUGUGCAAUGUCCGGAUCCCUCUGAUGAAUAUAUGUUUAAAACUUUCAUUUGACUGCAGACGACCAUUUAAUGUAUAGAUCCAACAUCAGUUACCUGAAGUUAGUUGAUUUUAAUGAUAGGGAUUGAAGUUCGUUUGCUGUAAAGUUGCUUGAUCAACACUGAAGUGUGAAUUUGCACGUCGUUUAUUUGGUA